CUAUUUGGAUGAGACUCAUAAGCGCGGCCCACUCGCAGAACCUACAACGUACGUUCCAGAGCAACAGAAACAGUGAGACACACCUAUCCCGGGAAGCCACACCAACCCUCAGAAACAGAGACACAGUGCUCUAAUGGUUUGGAGGCUCGGUUAUGGUGAGAAGGGCGGGCUUCAGAGAGGAACUCCGCCUCUCUGAAUUCCCAGCUUUUCCCUUCUUUGACCAACAGUAAAUUCUUCUGUUGGCUGAGAAAAGAGGAAGCGAUAAAGCACAAGAAAACUUUGAAGUAAAGAAAACCAUAGGUGCGGCUUCGUUUUCGGUCAGUAAUGUUCUGGGUGGUAUUCCUUUGAUCAGCUUUUUGAAGACUUUGUGCUGUUUUCUGGGUGCUGAUAAUAAAAUUGAGCGGUCCAAUGAAUAGCAGAGGUGGCCAAUGGUUCUGUGGAAAUGUAAAACUGCUUAGAAAAGCUCUUCUGCAUUUUAGCUCUGAAACUUGGUUACACUGAUAGUUCUGUCAGAGACAGCAUCCUGUUUGUUUCAAAGUCGCUAUAGAUAUGGUGUUGCUUCAGGUUCAAUUGCGAUGUUAAGCUGUUUAGAGAAGCUUUCUUCAGUUUAAAGUGCUUAUUCAGAUAGCUCUCAGAGACAAACAAUAUGCAACUGAGUUUCUGUCAGUCAAGCUGCUAGAUAUAUCUACAAUUGGUAUCCUGUUAUGUGAAAUGACUCACCUUAUCUGGACCUUGGAUUUCAGUUGGUCAAUCAAACUCUUUACAUGAAGCAAAUCUCUUUCGGCAGAAGAUAAUGUGACAGAAACUUUGGUUAUUUUUUGGGGCAAAUCUCCUUUGGCAAUAUACAUUUCAAGAUUAACAAACUGCUUAGCAUAAUUUUGUGAAGAUCCAGUUCUUUUGGGCAAAUCUCCUUUGGCAAAAGUUACUAAAGAUUCCUUCAGUUGGGUGACUUCAGAGUUGUUUGGUUGGAAAUUCAUCAUUUUCAUCCGUCUAACUGGAACUCCACCCUUGCUAUUGGAAUAUCUCCUGCAAUUACAUUUUUUUCCUUCUGAAGGUCUUCUAUAUCAUCUGUGGGGUAGAUCUGACAAUGGUAGCUCUUGUACUCCUCUGCAGUGGGAAAGUCUCUUUCAGAAGUUUCUUCUAGUGGGAACUUCUGUCCAUUCAUUGGGCAAAUCUCCUUUGGCAUUUGGGGUUGAGUUUGUAACUCGACUCCUGUUAUCACUAUAGGGCAAAUCUCCUUUGGCAUUUGGGGUUGUAACUCGACUCCUGUUAUCUCUAUAGGGCAAAUCUCCUUUGGCAUUUGGGGUUGUAACUCGACUCCUGUUAUCUCUAUAGGGCAAAUCUCCUUUGGCAGCAGAUCUCCAGUGUUAGCAAUUUACAUAUCCGGUUGGAGAUAUAGACAAACUAUCAGAUAUCAUCGUCAAUUAGUGUGUGUGUGUGUGUGUGUGUGUGUGUGCGCAUUAAUCUGCAAUUUGUUAUCUUCCUUUGGAACAACUACAAACUACUCAUCCUCAAGGCAAUAAAUAUUAACAAAGCGAGCUCAAAUUAGGAGCGAGACUGUCAACUUCUCCAGUUUCUUUAAAAGGGGAAAAAUAUUACGUGAAGAUCAGCUGAGGAAUUUGAGCUGGCUUACCGGAAAACAUAAUUGUGAGUCCGUAUCUUUUUCAGCUGAGGCAUCUGAAUCAUGGAUGUGUUCCUAAAUGACUCUGAUUGGGAGAGUUAUAGUGAAAGUGGCAGCAGUGAGGAUCAGGAGGAAACUGAAUACUUAUAUGGUGGGCAGGCUAGCAGCAUCUUGUCAAGCCUCGAGGAGAGCAUUGGGAAAAUUGAUGAGUUUCUCUCAUUUGAGAGGGGAUUUAUACAUGGGGAUUUGGUGGGCACCGUAACAGAUCCAUCUGGACAGAUGGGCAGAGUGGUUGGCAUUGAUAUGUUGGUAGAUUUGGAAAGUGUUUGGGGAAAAACAGUAAAAAAUGUAAAUUCCAAGAAACUUCUAAAGAUCCGCUCCAUUUCAGUUGGGGAUUAUGUGGUUGGUGGGCCUUGGCUUGGAAGGGUUGACAAAGUAGUUGACAAAGUCACUGUUAACCUUGAUGAUGGGGUAAACUGUGUAGUCACUGUGAUAGACCAAGAGAAAGUCUUGCCAAUUUCUCAUGAUGUACUGGAAGACUCACAGUAUCCGUAUUAUCCAGGACAGAGAGUGCGAAUUAGGCCAUCAAAUGUUUCUACACCAGCUAGUUGGUUACGUGGUACUUGGAGGCAAAAUCAAGAUGAAGGAACUGUUUGCUGUGUGGAAGCAGGUUUGGUGUAUGUGGAUUGGCUUGCAUCUGCUCCCUUGGGUAGUGAUUUGAGCUUGCCUACUCCACCAUGUUUGCAGGAUCCGAAAAACUUGACUUUGUUGUCUUGUUUUUCAUAUGCAAAUUGGCAGCUUGGUGACUGGUGCAUACUUCCAAGAGCUGACAGUGAGGGUGAAAAGGAGCACUCUACUGGUCAGCUGAUUAAAGAGCAUAAGAACUUAGCAAGUGUAUUUAAGGCAAGGAACUCAAAUUUAGAUGAGGUCUUUGUGAUUGUGAAGACAAAGACUAAAGUCGAUGUUGUGUGGCAGGAUGGCAGCUACUCUUUUGGACUUGAUUCGCAAAAUUUACUCCUUAUGACUGUUGUAAACGAUUGUGAAUUCUUGCCUGAACAAUUUGUGUUGGAAAAGGGAACUUGUGAGGAUCCACACAUGUCUAGCAGCCACAGAUGGGGUGUUGUGCAGUCUGUGGAUGCAAAGGAACGAACUGUAAGGGUGCAGUGGAAAAAAUUUUCUGUGAGUGAAGCAAGUAAUUUGGAUGGAGGCAUGAUGGAGGAAACUUUGAGUGCUUAUGAAUUGGUUGAGCACCCUGAGUUUUCGUAUUGUUUUGGUGAUGUUGUGUUUAGGUUAGUCAAGAACCAGUUUGGGGAUUCAGACGAUAAAGAUGAUGUAACCUCAGAAACUUGCAUGGGUGAGGAGGCUGCUUUGAAAUGCAACAUGGAUCAGAACCAAUACCCUGAUAAGUCUUACCUAUCGUGUAUUGGCAAUGUCACAGGCUUCAAAGGUGGUUCUGUUGAGGUGAGAUGGGCUACUGGUUUGCAAACCAAGGUUACACCUGAUGAGAUAUUUCGGAUGGAUAAAUAUGAAGGUCCAACUGCAAUUCCUGUGCUCUAUGAAGAAAAUGUUGAGGAAUCGAAUCAAGAGAUGAUUGAACAUGACAAAGAGUCUUAUAACCAUACAGGAAAGGAUUUAUUUGAUUCUGAUGGUGCUGGUGAAAAUUGCAAAAAGCAUUCAUGGGAGUUUGGUUUCUUUUUCCUUCCUCAUGCUGCCAUUCAAUUUUUCGUUAGCAUUGUGACAAACCUGUUUGGAUCUGUUGGCUCAACUUCAAUUUCAUGCCCAGUUGUAUCCGGCUUGAUUUCUGAAGAUGGAAAUGAAUCUAGGAUUCUCCAUGAGAACGAAGUGAUGGACAGUUGUGAGCUGUUGCAGACAUUUAGAAAGAAAAGUUUAGAUCAUGAAGUUAAAGAAACUCAGGGUGAUGAAGCCAUUCCAUUUUCAACAGCCAGUGAGAACUCUGAUCAGUUUAGAUGGUUUGAUAUGGUUGGUGAUUGCUCAGACCAUCACUUUCUUGGUGCUGAUAAAGGGUUGGCAUUGUCUCAGGUAAAAAGAGUUUGGUUAAAGAAGGUUCAGCAAGAAUGGAGCAUUCUAGAGAAAGAUCUUCCUGAAACAAUUUAUGUCCGUGUCUUUGAUGAAAGGAUGGAUCUACUGAGAGCAGCCAUUGUUGGCGCACCUGGAACUCCAUAUCAUGAUGGGCUUUUCUUCUUUGACAUUUUCCUUCCCCUGGAUUAUCCUUACCAACCACCUGUGGUGCAUUACAAUUCCGGUGGUCUCCGUGUAAACCCUAACUUGUAUGAAUCUGGAAAGGUUUGUCUUAGUCUUCUCAAUACAUGGAGUGGUACAGGCUCUGAAGUAUGGAAUCCAGGAAGCUCAACCAUUCUUCAGGUUCUUCUCUCGCUCCAGGCCCUCGUGCUUAAUGAUAAGCCUUAUUUCAAUGAGGCGGGGUAUGAAAAGCAGAUUGGAAGAGCUGAGGGAGAGAAAAACUCAGUAAGCUACAACGAAAAUGCAUUCCUUGUCACGUGCAAGUCCAUGCUAUAUCUACUACGAAAUCCCCCCAAGCACUUCGAGGCACUGGUGGAGGAACACUUCAGGCGAUGUUCCCAGUCUAUUAUAAGUGCUUGUAAGGCAUAUAUGGAAGGAGCUCCGGUGGGUUAUGCUAUAGGAUGGGGAAAGACUGAGGGUGAAAAUUUAAAGGGAAGUUCUACCGGGUUCAAAAUCAUGCUUGCUAAGCUCUUGCCAAAGCUUGUGAAGGCAUUUUCUGACAAGGGUAUAGAUUGCAACCAGUUCAUUGAGCCCGAAAAAUGAUUCCUCUCUAAAAUCCAGGUACUGCUGAAUUGCAAUACAAAGACUUCUAUCUUGUUUCUAUAUCUGUAUAAUACCAAAGACAUGCUUGGCCAAAGAUUGGCCAUGCUUAGCAUAUGUUGCUAUUGUGUGAGUUGUGAAAAUAUGUAUUGGUAAGGCUGUGUUGUAUCUCUUAAUAAUUAUGGCUCUCAGACUUUCAAAAUAUGAAAUAAAAAGCCAUGUUUGGAUUGGUGUGUA
This is a messenger RNA of Juglans microcarpa x Juglans regia, 4657 nucleotides long. RefSeq names its product probable ubiquitin-conjugating enzyme E2 24. Lineage: Eukaryota; Viridiplantae; Streptophyta; Magnoliopsida; Fagales; Juglandaceae. The transcript has 10 exons. The record is from RefSeq and is a predicted model, not a curated record. Bases 1685 to 4423 code for a protein of 912 amino acids.